CAAGCUUACAGACAAGGCCUGAAAGCACUGGCAGAAGCUUGCGGGCUGACUUCCCUUCUGCGAAGGCUCAUGGGCGGAAGCUGGCAGAGCGGCGCCGGAGUCGGGGCUGAGCGAGGCCGUCCAGGCUGGAAAGCAGGUUCCUCCACGGCCAGGACUGAGCCAAAGAAGGAGAGUCGGGCAGGGACCUCCCCAGACCCCUGCUGUGGGGUAGCAGGCCUGGAGGGGAGCUCAGCCUCCCAGUCUCCCACAGCUCAAGGGGCCGGGGCUCUUGUGCAGGCCGAGGAAGCCCUUCUCUGGUACCUCACCUGGAGAUCCACACUGCCGGCCCCCUCCAGAACCGGCAAUGUGCCUGGGAGAGAUCCAGUGUCUCCAGGGUCCCGGAAAAGCACCUCUCCACCCACACAUUCGGCCGCAGCUGCCCAAGAGCCUAAGGAGCUGCGCCUUCCAACAAAGCUCGCGAGCCAGCUGGAGCUGCCGGGGAAGCUCCCGGCCCAGAAGCAGCCUCAAGGCCGUGCUGCCGGCAUGCUCCUUCAAGACCCUCCUACUCAUGGUCUCCAUGCCACGUGGUCUCCAGGCCAGGUGCCACAUGCCCUCCCAUCAAGGGCACGGAGGAGCCAGGGGCAGCAGCAGCCCAGGAGACCAAAACGGAAGGCCCCGUGGAAGAGUCAGCUUCCCCCGAUUGAGGAGACAGAGGAGGAGAUGAGUCCCGGGGCAAGAGGGGAUGAAGAAAGACUCGCGGGACUGAGGGCUUCCCAAGCCAGCAGGACGAGCCACCCUCCCCAGGUCGGGGGACUAGGAGACACCCUUGGGAGCAAAUGCCUCCAGCUCCUGCCACACAAGGCACCGGUCUUGCCAGAAGGCCGCUUCACUAAAGGCCUGAGCCGCUUUCUGCCAUGCCUAAGGCCCAGCAAGGAAGACCAAGAACCGGCAGAUCCCCUUCCAGAAGGCAAGCCUGCGGCAGCCACGCCCCACAGCCAGGAACCUGGCAGAAACAGCUCGGCCGUGGACGGCAAGGCUCUGGAAGCUCAGCAGUCGGGGACCUCCUUUGGACGGGCCCUGCGAGAGAGACUGGGCCUUGGCCGAAGACUUCGUGCCUCCCUGUCAAGGCAACGCAAAGGCCGAUUUCUGGCCUGGCUAGCUGGGCGCUCCUGCUCCCACGGGGUUCCCUCCCUCCCACACCAACGAGAGUGAGGAUCCAUGACAGUCAGCAAGCCACCCGCAGGGGCCACGGCUGUCCUAACAAGAGUGAGUAGAGGAGACGCUGGCAUGGCAACUGGACCUUGCCACCCAGGGAGCCGCGGACUUUCCCACAAUAAACGUGUCUUUUUGGGACAGGUGGUGGCCUCUGUCUGUGCCCUUCUCGGGGAAGGGACAGGACCUGGGUCUGCCCUGCCUGAGGGUCUGCUUUGGCUUCCAGAAGGGGCGGGGCUGUGGAGGGAGGCGGAUCACAGCGUGGCCUACCCACUCUCACCCUGAUUCCCUCACUGCGCCGGAA
Equus quagga is the source of this 1495-nucleotide messenger RNA. RefSeq names its product spermatogenesis-associated protein 31E1-like. The transcript has 3 exons. Lineage: Eukaryota; Metazoa; Chordata; Mammalia; Perissodactyla; Equidae. The record is from RefSeq and is a predicted model, not a curated record. The coding region runs from base 70 to 1191 and encodes 373 amino acids.